CGCUCUUACUUUCGAACUCUUCUUAUGUAUGGGUUCCACUUCCUUGUAUGGUUUCUCUGUGUCAAAGAGAUCAGGGACACGCAGUGUGGAUUUAAACUUUUAACCAGAGAAGCUGCCUCGCGGACCUUCUCAACUCUUCAUAUAGAACGCUGGGCAUUUGAUGUGGAACUUCUUUAUAUAGCUCAGCGCUUGAGAAUACCUAUAGCAGAAGUUGCUGUCAACUGGACUGAAAUUGAAGGUUCUAAGUUAGUUCCCUUUUGGAGCUGGCUGCAGAUGGGAAGGGAUCUUCUUUUUAUACGACUGCGAUAUAUGACUGGUGCCUGGCAGCUUGAAACAAGAAAAUGUAAUUAG
Fulmarus glacialis (Northern fulmar) is the source of this 351-nucleotide messenger RNA. RefSeq names its product dolichyl-phosphate beta-glucosyltransferase-like. The annotation marks the transcript as partial. The transcript is spliced from 3 exons. The record is from RefSeq and is a predicted model, not a curated record. Gene Ontology annotation, cellular component: endoplasmic reticulum membrane. Lineage: Eukaryota; Metazoa; Chordata; Aves; Procellariiformes; Procellariidae.